AUGCGCACUUCGACAGCGGAUGGCUCGGUCGCACCCCUCUCCAAAGCAGACCAAGCGCUUGCCGUGAUGUCCAGAACCAAGGUCACAGCCUCACAGCACAUCAUGGUCUUGAGUUUGCCGUCGCGAAAACAACAGUGGCCAAACCCCGAAGAAUCCAUAGAUGCUGCACGCUGCUUUCACCUCCUCAACGACCGUUUUCAGGAUAGGAUUGUACCAUACAAGUGGUGGGGCGUCAAAGGACCUGCGCUAGCCGCCUAUCUAGAGAUCGACGAAACGCUUCAUCAUUUUCUCAGCUCGCGUGACGACUUUUUCGAAGGGGAGCGGAAGACGCAUUUGUUUCACUCUGCCGGCUGCUAUAUGGUGGGUCGAAAGGCGUCCAGUGCCAGGCCUUGUAUAGCAAUUGGUUGCGAAAGCAAAGUGUACUGCCAGCGCGCGACAGCGGCACUGCAGCAUGAGCAGUGGUGGCUGAAUUUUACCUCGAAAUAUCCCGGCUUCCGACUGGUGGAGGUUCGCAAUGCUCCCCGGCCGAGGAGCUUAGGCAACGAAACCCGACACCUGGCGAGGACCGAUACACUGAAGCCACUCGAAGUCUAUACCUCGCACGCGACUAGCUCGCUCUAUGGGGCGCCAUUCUAUGCCGCGGAUGAAGAGGCCGACGUACUAACGCUGAGGGCAGUUAUUGGCGGUGUGGUAUUCCUGGGUGGCUAUGCUUAUGGCCUCACCGUUGCGCAUGCGGUGCAGAAAACUGUCAUUCCUGACGACCAAGAGCCGGACGUUGAUGAAGAAGACGGACAAACCUAUUUUACCUUUCUGGACGAUGAUGAUGCGGACGAAGAGCCUAAUGGUGCGGACGAAGAGCCUGAUGAUGCGGACGAAGAGCCGGACGAUGCGUUCGACAGUGAUGCUAUGUCUAUGGAGAGCUUCGGCUCAACGCGAGAAUCUAUACCAAUGAGAUCAACUCCGAGACUGGCCGCGAACGCAUCACGACGCCUGGGUUAUGUCAAGUUUGAGUCUUCCAGAACCGCGGACGACAGUCUAGAUUGGGCGCUCAUCAGCCUAGAAAACGGUUCGACCCUGGUCGAACAAGUUUGUGCUCCGCCCUCACAGGAAGACAGCGAUCGUGCCGCCAGACUGGUCACAGACGUAAGGGGCCCGCCUUGGGAGUCGAUUCACGCCGAGGCUAUCAGAGGCGUCAGUGGGGUUCCUGAGGAAGCGUAUGUGAGCGGAGCGCCGGAGUACAUUCGGCUACCCGAUUCAAAGCAAUUCGCCAAGGUAUAUGCAGUUCGACUGAGCUCUGAAAUCGGUGAGUGA
Messenger RNA from Cladophialophora carrionii CBS 160.54, 1311 nucleotides. RefSeq lists its product as uncharacterized. NCBI's taxonomy places the organism in Eukaryota, Fungi, Ascomycota, Eurotiomycetes, Chaetothyriales, Herpotrichiellaceae. The record is from RefSeq and is a predicted model, not a curated record. The coding region runs from base 1 to 1311 and encodes 436 amino acids. The transcript has 2 exons.